AUGGCCACGUUUCACCGCGCACGACUAUCUGUCGAUAAUUCUUUUCGGCGAUUAGCUCUGACAUCACCAUCAUUAGCCCCUAUCGAUGCUAUUAUAUGGAAAGUGGAUGACCGCUCCUUCCUGGAAAAGGCUUCAUAUUGGACCAUCCUCUAUGGCGAGCUUCCAGGAAUAUGGUGUUUCCUUCCGCUUCCUCUUCCUCGAGGCAACGGCCUGGGGGUUGACAUCAUUGGUUCCAUGUCGGAUAGGAAACGAUCAUCCGGUUUGUAUUUUUCAGUAGAAAGCUCAAGUCAUCAGUUGAAGUUUCUGGACUCAAGAAGCGUUGCUCUGAAGCAGUUGAGCUUGGAGAGAGAUCCUUAUCGUCCUCGGAGCCGACAACAAAUAAUAACCGGACAAAUAAAAAGGAGAAGCGAAGGAGCCGGCAAUAUUUGCUCAGUAGCUGCGGAGGUUACCGCGCCACACCUGGCUGAUGACAGGGCGCACUGA
This is a messenger RNA of Nezara viridula (southern green stink bug), 483 nucleotides long. NCBI's taxonomy places the organism in Eukaryota, Metazoa, Arthropoda, Insecta, Hemiptera, Pentatomidae. The record is from the annotation of a GenBank genome assembly.